Molecule: messenger RNA, 1539 nt
Organism: Umbelopsis ramanniana AG
Lineage: Eukaryota; Fungi; Mucoromycota; Umbelopsidomycetes; Umbelopsidales; Umbelopsidaceae
Exons: 8
Coding region: 13-1494 (493 amino acids)
Molecular function (GO): nucleic acid binding; zinc ion binding
Source: RefSeq, a predicted model, not a curated record
CAACAGCUAGCAAUGGAUCUCGAUGACGACGUAGAUUAUGAGUUGAUGCAGCAGUAUGAAGAUCAGCUGUAUGGCGGUCAGGAAUCGCAAGGAUCAGACAGUGGAGGAAUUGACAGCGACGUAGAAGACGCAAUGCUUAGCAGACUGUAUUACACAAGUAACACCAAGGGAGCGAAAGCAGCAAACGAAUCUAAAGAAGCCAAGGAAAAUACACAGCCAAAGCGAGAUUCAUCACCGCCGGCUACCGCACAGCAUAGCGGAAAAAGAGCAUAUGACCAAUUAUCGUCUUCAGACUUGGAUAGCGAGGACGACGAGGUUAAGGUUUACGGAGAAACAGCGAGCAGUGGCGAUGAUCACAUCUAUGCAGAUGAAUCUCGUCAGGCAAGCUGUGAAGCCGAUUCGGACGAAGAAGAUGACAGCGACGACAAUUCCAUUGUUUUCACGCCUGCCAAAGAAGUCGAAGACAACGAUAUACCCGUCACUAAGAUCAUUGACCUUGAACAACCUAUGGAGCUGGAUAACGGUGUCAAAGAUACAGACGAAUAUGCCUAUAUGGACAGCGCAGCAUUUCAGGACCGAAAUAGGUAUUUUCAAAACGAGGAAGGUAGACAGCAGCAGACUUCGAGAAAUGCUUGCUAUUUAUGUGGACAACUCGGACAUCAGCAGAAAGACUGCCCAAAGUGUAGACAAUGCGGGUCAAUGGAACAUAGAACAAGAUAUUGUUUGGCAAAUGUUCAAUGCUUCAAAUGUAAGAAAAUGGGACAUCGUUCAGCGGAUUGCAAAAAUCAAAGCUCAAAGGAGUGCUUCCGAUGUGGCUCCAUACUUCACAAUAGCGAAGACUGCCCUUCAAUAUGGAGGAUUUACAAGCUUACCGCCAAGAAGAAUCCAAGAGACGUGUGGUGCUGCCACUGUGCCGCUCAGGGGCAUUCAUAUCUUGAUUGUAAUGUGAAAGACGCAUUUGCCAAAAAAGCAAUAAUGGCAAGAGACUCAAUAAGGCACGAUCAUAUGUCCCACCGAAGAGAACAUGAUAACACGCAUUACCGACGUGAUCGAGGGCGCUCUCCACCUGCCAAAAUUCAAAGACAAAGCUAUCGAGGCGAUACCAGUGAACGACGUUCAAGAUACGAUGAUCAUCAUGGACGAUCUAGACGAGACGAAACCGUAUCACACAAUCGAUCCAAUAACUACCAUAAGCAUGAAUCACAUAGAAAACCGUACAAUCAACCCAAACCACAAUCCAACCAUACCCCCACAAACCGUAACCAACGAAGUGGUAAUGACUAUAGGCGAUCCGAUCCGCAACCAACGCGAUCAGGCACAUUACAACUUUCGAAUAAUGAUGGACGAGGGCGACAUGGUGGUAAUAAUUAUAGUAAUGAUUUUCCACGUAACGCACCCAAGCUUCCCCAGCCUACCUCCAGUGGUAUUAUUGGACUUCCUCCAGGUAACCGAGGAUCUCCAAGGUACCGUGGAGGUUACCGGGCGGCGGUGUAACGCUUGAGAAAUAAAAAUUCAGUCAGCAACAUUUCACAUGCGGGA